Pteronotus mesoamericanus is the source of this 2882-nucleotide messenger RNA. It is a transcript of the gene SEMA4F, whose product is annotated as ssemaphorin 4F. NCBI's taxonomy places the organism in Eukaryota, Metazoa, Chordata, Mammalia, Chiroptera, Mormoopidae. Gene Ontology annotation, cellular component: plasma membrane. Gene Ontology annotation, biological process: negative chemotaxis; negative regulation of axon extension involved in axon guidance; axon guidance. The record is from RefSeq and is a predicted model, not a curated record. Gene Ontology annotation, molecular function: semaphorin receptor binding; chemorepellent activity. Bases 1 to 2259 code for a protein of 752 amino acids. The transcript has 14 exons.
AUGGGUGGGGCUCCAUACAUCAGCAAAUCUAGGGAUGAAUGGCUGUUGGCCAUUCUAUCUGUCCUUGAGGGUAGCCGAGCAGAUGAAGCAGAGGCUGACUCCUAUCUCACCCGAUUCACCGUCCCUCAGACAUACAAUUACUCUGUUCUCCUUGUGGAUCCUGCUACCCAUACACUUUAUGUUGGCGCCCGGGACACCAUCUUCGCUUUAUCUCUACCUUUCUCAGGGAAGAGACCCCACAGGAUCGACUGGAUAGUGCCUGAGGCCCACAGGCAGAACUGUAGGAAGAAAGGCAAGAAAGAGGACGAAUGUCACAAUUUUGUCCAGAUUCUCGCCAUUGCCAAUGCCUCUCACCUGCUCACUUGUGGCACCUUCGCUUUUGAUCCGAAGUGCGGGGUUAUUGCUGUGUCCAGUUUCCAGCAGGUUGAAAGAAUUGAGAGUGGCCGGGGGAAAUGUCCUUUUGAGCCAGCUCAGCGGUCAGCAGCUGUAAUGGCUGGGGGGGCCCUCUACGCUGCCACUGUGAAAAACUACCUGGGGACAGAACCAAUUAUCUCCCGGGCUGUGGGUCGUGCUGAGGAUUGGAUUCGGACAGAGACCUUGCCAUCCUGGCUUAACGCUCCAGCCUUUGUCGCAGCCGUGGCCUUGAGGCCAGCCGAGUGGGGGGAUGAAGACGGAGAUGAUGAAAUCUACUUCUUCUUUACGGAGACUUCCCGAGCAUUCGACUCAUAUGAGCGCGUUAAGGUUCCUCGGGUGGCCCGUGUGUGUGCGGGGGACCUUGGUGGCCGGAAGACCCUCCAGCAGAGGUGGACGACAUUUCUGAAGGCUGACCUGCUGUGUCCAGGGCCUGAGCAUGGCCGGGCCUCCAGUGUUCUGCAGGACAUGGCCAUUCUUCGACCUGAGACUGGAGUGGGAACCCCCAUCUUCUAUGGCAUCUUUUCCUCCCAGUGGGAGGGGGCUGCCAUCUCUGCUGUCUGUGCCUUCCGGCCACAAGACAUUCGGUCAGUGCUGAAUGGUCCCUUCAGAGAGCUGAAACAUGACUGCAACAGGGGACUGCCUGUCAUGGAUAAUGAUGUACCCCAGCCCAGACCGGGAGAGUGUGUCACCAAUAACAUGAAGCUCCAGCAGUUUGACUCAUCGCUCUCCCUGCCUGACCGUGUGCUAACCUUUAUCCGGGACCACCCCCUCAUGGAUAGGCCAGUGUUUCCAGCUGAUGGUCACCCCCUGCUGGUCACUACAGAUACAGUCUAUCUCAGAGUUGUGGCUCACAGGGUGGCUAGCCUUUCAGGGAAAGAGUAUGAUGUGCUCCACCUGGGGACAGAGGAUGGACACCUCCACCGAGCUGUGCGGAUUGGAGCCAAGCUCAGUGUCCUUGAGGAUCUGGCCUUAUUUCCAGAGCCACAGCCAGUUGAGAGCAUGAAAUUGUAUCAAAGCUGGCUCCUGGUUGGCUCCCGUACUGAGGUGACACAAGUGAACACAGCCAACUGUGGCCGUCUCCAGAGCUGCUCAGAGUGUAUCCUGGCCCAAGACCCUGUCUGUGCCUGGAGCUUCCGUCUGGAUGCGUGUGUGGCUCAUGCUGGGGAGCGUGGAGGGCUGGUCCAAGACAUAGAGUCAGCAGAUGUCUCUUCUUUGUGUCCUAAAGAGCCUGGAGAACACCCAGUAGUGUUUGAAGUUCCCGUGGCUACAGCUGCACAUGUGGUCUUGCCAUGUUCCCCAAGCUCAGCCUGGGCAUCCUGUGUGUGGCACCGGCCCAGCGGAGUGACUGCUCUCACCCCCCGGCGAGAUGGGCUGGAGGUGGUGGUAACCCCAGGGGCCAUGGGUGCUUAUGCUUGUGAAUGUCAGGAGGGCGGGGCGGCCCGUGUGGUAGCUGCUUAUAGCUUGGUAUGGGGCAGCCAGCGGGCCCCCCCAAGCCGGGCCCACACAGUGGGGGCUGGACUGGCUGGCUUCUUCCUGGGGGUUCUUGCAGCAUCCCUGACUCUCUUCCUGAUUGGUCGACAUCAGCAGCGACGGCGACAGAGAGAACUUCUGGCUAGAGACAAGGUGGGCUUGGACCUGGGGGCGCCGCCAUCUGGGACCACAAGCUACAGCCAGGAUCCUCCCUCUCCCUCUCCUGAAGAUGAGCGGCUGCCCCUGGCCCUAGGCAAGAGGGGCAGUGGCUUUGGUGGCUUCCAUCCACCCUUCCUGCUUGAUCCUUGCCCGAGCCCAGCCCACAUUCGGUUAACCGGGGCUCCUCUGGCCACUUGUGAUGAAACCUCCAUCUAGGGCUGGGCAAGUGAUCACUGGCAUGGAAUGACCGUUGAGAUGCUGGGGUCACUGGGCCUGGAAGACGAUCAUGGCCCAAGUUCUCUUUGGCCUUUGAGCGAUCGCUUGACUUCAGUGUCUGCCCUUGCUGGGCCUGGAUGGGCUCGAGGCCAGGCCAUUGAGUCCUGAUUCCUGAUUCCCACGAGAGAUCAGAGCUUCUUUCUGCAGUGAAUCAGAACAUUUCCGACCCAUGCCCUCUGAAACCCUGUGACCCACUUCAGCCCUGGCCCACUAACUUGGGCCCGUAAGUUUGGAGAGGAGCAUAGGACACAGCUAUGACUUUGCCUUCUGGUUGGACCCUGGCCGGAAGGAGGAGCUGUGGAGGUGGUUGGGGGCUCAUGUGCACUGAGGCCUUGGGGUGGUUUUGCUGAUUCUCUCAGUUAAUCUAAUUCUCCAUGGGGAGUGCAUGAUCCCCAUGUUACAACAUGGAGUCUCUGCCCUGGGAUCUGCCUCCACCCCAGUUUUCCUUCUUUCAUGAAACAGUAUGUGUGUAUAUGAGUGUUCAUAGGAGACCUGGCCAAAUGUGCAUGAAUGACUAGGCCAAUGCUCAGGUAUAUUCAUGGAGGGGAAGGCUGGGAUGGAGG